AUCACAUGUCACAGCUGAUGAACAGCCAUAGCCAAGAGUCAGCUGUUCGCUCCCUCUAACAACAAACACAGGUGGUGAGUGUUGACAGGAUUAAAGCCAGAAAUGGAAGCAAGAGGGAGAGAACACUGAAAAAGUCAAGGAGGGGGGAUCCCUACCCGCAACCCCCAGCCCAGGGAGGACUGAGGAUGUCAUGGAAUGCUAACUGAAGAAAGAAAAGGGGGGGAGAGAGAGACUGACUGGAGAGCCAAACAGGUACCUACUGGACAUAUCUGCAAGAAGCUGCCUUAUACUGAGUCAGACCCCUGGUUCAUCCAGACCAGUGUGGUCUCCACCGACUGGCAGUGGGUUUCUAGGAUAUCUGACCAGGAGUCUCUCUCAGCCCCUCCUGGAGAUGUCAGGGAUUGAACCUGGGUCCUUCUGCAUACAAAGCAGAUGCUGCACCACUGAGCUACAGUCCCCUCCACCCUGGUUAGGAUGGAGGAUACACCAGGUUGCUUUGUUACAGUGUCUGCUUCUAUUAUAUCACUGACAAUCUAGUGGAAUGCUCAACAUCACUAGGACAGAUGGUGUGAGGUUCAAUCUCCCUACAUGGGAGCUAUCCUCAGGGUGCCACAGCCUUGGUACACCAUGAAAGGGCAAUGGACCUGAAAGACUGCCAGCCCCUGUAUAAACCUGAAAGAUGACUUAGACCACCUGGGGAAAUUCUACUUAUGGUACCACACCCCAAAGAAUAUCAUGGGGCAGGGACCUGAGAAUGGGCAUUUUCCACGAUUGCCACUGUAUCACAAAACACCCUUCCCUCUGCCAUAUGUGUUGAUCAUCGCUUGCUUCAGAUGCCUUAGUAUCGUUUUGCUCAGGCUUUUCCUGACCCACAAGAUUGGACCCUGUCUUCAUUUGCCUGAAUUCUAAGUUUUUGUUUUCAUAUAUUUUUGCGCUACUGUUCUCCUGGCUUUUGUUGUACAUUGCUUUGAGGUUUUUUUGUUUUUGUUUUUACAUGUUUUAGAAAUGCUUUUAAAUAAUAUAAUAUAAUAUAUUUGUGGACAACCCUGGAGGUGACAAAUCUGUUUCUUCCUUCUUGUUGCUGUGACCAGUAUUUGAUGCAAAGGAUCCUUCUCUUGAGGCGAAUGCCGCCGGUGGCUGGUCUGAGUUGCAGAGCACCGACUUUCUUCCAUUUUCAGACCCCUGUAGCAGUGGCAAGAUUUGCUUUUAAAGCUUGAGCCAAUUUCCUACUUUCUCCUAGUGUGAUGAAUAAGUAAGAUUGUAUUGCUAUGGUGACUCCCCCUCCCAAUUGUUAUUCCAAUUUUUGUUUUCUGCUUUUACCUAUGGUUGAAACAAUAAAGACUGACUGACUGACUGACUGACUG
Molecule: messenger RNA, 1364 nt
Organism: Podarcis lilfordi (Lilford's wall lizard)
Lineage: Eukaryota; Metazoa; Chordata; Lepidosauria; Squamata; Lacertidae
Source: the annotation of a GenBank genome assembly